UGUCGCGGCGCCUGGGCUGGGCUGGGCUGGGCUGGGCCGGCGGCGGGCGCGGGGCUGGCGGGAGCGCGAGCGCGAGUCUCCAGCGUCCAGCGCGGAGCCCCGGCGCGGGGUGAGCAUGGUGCCUUAGUGCUGGUGGGGCUAUGUCGGAGGCGGCCCGGAGCCUCCUGCAGCGCUGGUGCGCCAGCUUCAGGAAGGGUACUGACUUCGACUCCUGGGGGCAGCUGGUGGAGGCGAUCGACGAGUACCAGAUAUUAGCAAGGCAUCUACAAAAAGAAGCACAAUCUCAGCACAACAACUCCGAAUUCACAGAAGAUCAGAAGAAAACCAUAGCUAAAAUUGCAACAUGCUUGGAACUGAGAAGUGCAGCUUUACAGUCCACCCAAUCACAGGAUGAAUUUAAACUUGAGGAUCUGAAGAAGCUGGAACCAAUUUUAAAGAAUAUCCUCACUUACAAUAAGGAGUUCCCCUUUGAUGUUCAGCCUGUCCCACUCAGGAAGAUUUUAGCACCUGGAGAAGAGGAACACUUGGAGUUUGAGGAGGAUGAUGAGGAAGGAGGAGCUGGAGCAGGGUCUCCAGACUCUUUUCCUGCUAGAGUUCCAGGAGCCAAUGAAGGUACUUUAUUACCCAGAUUGCCAUCUGAACCCGGGAUGACAUUACUCACCAUCAACAUAGAGAAAAUUGGUCUGAAAGAUGCUGGGCAGUGCAUUGAUCCUUACAUCACAGUCAGUGUGAAGGAUUUGAAUGGGAUAGAUCUGACUCCUGUGCAAGAUACUCCUGUGGCUUUGAGGAAGGAGGACAUGUAUGUCCAUUUUAAUGUGGACAUUGAGAUUCAGAAACACAUCGAAAAACUAACGAAAGGUGCAGCUAUUUUCUUUGAAUUCAAACACUACAAGCCUAAGAAAAGGUUUACUAGCACCAAGUGCUUUGCCUUCAUGGAGAUGGAUGAAAUUAAACCUGGGGCAAUUGUUAUAGAACUGUACAAAAAACCCACUGACUUUAAAAGGAAGAAAUUGCAACUGUUGACCAAGAAACCACUUUACCUUCACCUCCAUCAAACGUUGCACAAGGAAUGACCCUAGUCGUGAGACUUCUGUGAACUGAACCACAAGUCAUGGUAGCUGUGUGUAGUAGCCUUAGCCUUCACGGGGCUGGAAAAUGACUGUAUUCAUGCCAGUAGGUCAGACAGGACCAUCAUGCGCUGCACAGCACUACUUCAGGGUCAGAGGCAAGCCUACCAUUCCAGUGCAAGAUUUUUUUCAGUACCUUCCAGAUACAGGUUUUUCAGAGACUCCUGAAAUACGUUGACUGCUUUUCCUAAUUUUGCUGUUCAUCAUUUUUUAUCUUAACUGUUACUAUCCUUUUGCCUCAAACUCUACUCGAGGGUGGAGAGUGCCCCUUUGCCAAACCUGUAGCAAUAAAGAUGUGGCAGGCUUACUAACUGUUUACAUUUGCUGUGCUAUUGUAGUUCCUCUCAUCUGCAUUUGGGAGUUCUCUGUAGCGGGCUGGGUGGCAGAAGACUGGGAGGAAGAUGAGGUGGGUGGGAAGGAGCUUGAGGUACUGCAGAUGAUAAAGUGAGACAAGAGGAUCCUGGGUCAAGCGGGGUGGCCACAGAAGAGCUCCUCAGUCAGCUGUUCUGCUUUGGGACGGGAGGACAACUGCAGAUGAGAACCCUGAACUAUGAUUUUAACAGCUUUGCCUGACCCACUUGUACUGAGUUUUGGAUACAAUAUGUGUUGCAAUCCUUUAAACCACCAUUACUCCCCAAUAGAGCUGUUUUUUUCUGUAUCUUGUCACAGAGUGAUUUGUAAGUGUGGGUGGGGGAUAAAGAGAGGCCUUCUCUGUGGCUUCAUCCUCAUGUUGGUGGCUGUUCCACCAUUUCAAUGACAGCAGGACAGGCCCCUCAGUGUUAAGUGUCAAUUUUCCAGAGCUUCUGGUAAAGUAGAUCUGGCCAGCAGGGUGACCCACCUUUUACAUGAAACUGCUGUUCUUAUGGAAACUGAUUGUAUGCAGUUUUCUGCAUCUUUUUGUGCAAGUCUGGAAACUUACUCUAAAAAUUACCUGUUUAUGUAAGUAGAUAGGUUUAUCAUUUAUUUUCUGUAUUUUUGAUUUGGUGUGUGAUAAGCUGCAGGACAUGGGCUUAUUGUGUCACACUUGCAUUCACCUUUUGACCUAAUAAAGGGACAGAAGUAGAACCCAGUCAAAUCUUUCCUAUAUUUGUGUGGAUAUUUAAUACAAUACUUUAAGGUUUGAUGUACCUCUUGCAUAUCGAACUAGUGCCUACAUACUCUGCUAUGCUAACAAAAGACCCAGCUCCUCAAACAGUGUCAAUUAAGUUUGUUUUAAACAGUCUGGGUGCAGAUGUAUCACCGAUUCCUCUUUUAUGUCAUGUUAUGUUCUGCUUUAAUGGGAAAGAAGUUACUUUUCCUCAUGCUAUUUGUCUGGCUACAGCCACGUGUUCAGAAUUUUUGGCUUUACCAUAUUGAUUAGGAUAGAAGGCUAUUGUUGACUGUCCUAAUCUUCUUGCCUUCCCUCUGUUCUGAUAUGACUAAGGAUGAAAACAUUUUGGGUGUUACAACAAAAGCCAGCAGUGCUUUGUCAAAUUCCACUUCUGGUUGGGGCAAGUAAAAUUGUGCAAUUGAAUUUUCCUGGUUAGGGAUCUUUACAGUACCCUGAUGGUAUUACAGCUGAUACAGGGGAUGUCAAGCCCUAAAAACAUAUCCCUGUGAGUUAUGGAAAUAUGUCUGAAUGUAGCGUUCUGGGUACCAGACAAGAGGAUGCAUAAAUUCUUAAUGAAUAAAUAAAAACUUAUCCUUUGAAUGCUGCAGCAGGGUGGAGCACAGCGUUGGUCUGUGGCUGAGUGACUCGGAGUUCAGGCAGUCACUGUAAAGUUCCCCUGAUCCAUGGCUGGCUCCAGUCUCUGACCCAAGCCUGUAGCAGUGAGUCUCCAUGCAAGGCGCACAGCCUGGCUUGCCCAGCAAGGGACUGGUCUGUCCCAGCUCUGCCAUCGCCUUUGGCAUCACAUUUGGCGUGGUGGAAGUACUGCAGUCAGCCAAUUGUGUGCUCCUGGAAGGCCAGUCCACCCCAUUCUAAGUUAUUACAGCUAAUGGGGUGAGCAAGGGAGGAGACACGGAGCAUCGCAAAGCUUAGUAUGGGGGAAAGGAAGAUCCCGAACUUGGAGAACCUUAAAAACAUGAAUGUUCAUCUGUGUGUGUGAUUACCCACUGUGUGGAACUGAACACUUACACUUGAAUCGCAAACCCGUUGUUUCAGCUGCUUACCUUGACUCUUGCUCAGCUUGUAGAUGUCUGUGUUAACUCCAGUUACAUGAAAUGUCAACUUUGAAGUAUUUCUGUUAAAUACACAAGUAGAGCUUUGUAUUUAACUGAUUGUGAAUUAAUGUCUGUAGUGUGAAAUACCAUUUUAAAGUUGUUUCUCUCCUUGGUGGUUUUUCUGUGAACUCUUUCACCAAAAGGACUCCUCCUCCCAACACAAGCUUAUCUGUGGUUUUAUGCUUUAGUGAUGUUCUGUCCUGUCUUUCAUCUGAAAGCUAAAGCUUAAUACUUGUAAUGUAAGAAUGUAAUAAUGCAAUGGCAAGUUUACUGGCUGCUUGUACUCUGGCAGUAAAGCUGUGAUGGCCUUUCAGUAGGGUUUUUUUUAUUUCUAG
This is a messenger RNA of Cuculus canorus (common cuckoo), 3664 nucleotides long. RefSeq names its product axin interactor, dorsalization associated (gene AIDA). Lineage: Eukaryota; Metazoa; Chordata; Aves; Cuculiformes; Cuculidae. Gene Ontology annotation, molecular function: phosphatidylinositol binding. The coding region runs from base 141 to 1073 and encodes 310 amino acids. The transcript is spliced from 11 exons. Gene Ontology annotation, cellular component: membrane. The record is from RefSeq and is a predicted model, not a curated record. Gene Ontology annotation, biological process: determination of ventral identity.